CAUAGUGUGAGGAGUGGAGAUUUGGCAACGUUGCGCGGCGGUGUCAUGGCGGCUGGUAGAGUGCAUGCAAAGGCCUUUCUUUUCUAGCCUCGUCCUCCCCCAUGGCGGCCUUCCCACGGCGCCGAUGACUCCCCGGAGGUGCGGCAGAGAGGCGUGAAGACCCUGGCGAGCAAGCGUCUGUAGGGUGAUGUUACCCCUGGAGACGGGGGUGGAAGACAGCAGCAGAGAUUGGGCGGAUAGCGAGCAAACACGCCCUUAAAAUACCCGCGACUGGGAAAAACGGCUGCCCAGGGAGUCGGGACCGCGGCGGAAGGAGGUCCAACAAGCCACCUGGAGGAGGGGCAGGAGGAGGAGCCCCCCCCCUGGCCCCCCCACCGCAGAGCCCCCCCCAGACCCAGCCCUCCCGCCCCCCCCCACCGCCCCUCCAGCCCAGUAUGAAUCACGUUACGCAGGAGGAGGCGCCGCCCCCCCCACCCACCUCCGACAAGGACCUCCUGGAGCUGAUGGACACACAGGAGGAGGAAGUGUGUGAGGAGGGCGGAGGGGAUGGAGGAGGAGGAGGAGGAGGAGGAGGAGGCGGAGGAGGAGGAGGAGGUGGAGGCGGCGGCGAGGAUGGCGGAGGAGGCGACGGAAGAGGAGGAGGAGGAGUGCCGUUAGCGGAAGGAGGAGAGGAGGAGCAGAUGAAUGGAGACACACAGGAGGUCUCAUCCACCACAGCGAUCGACAGUGAUGUGGAGGAAGAUGACGCGCGCUCCGAGGCCACGUUCCAGUUCCACGUCAAGGACUUUAGCAAACUGAAGGACACACUGCUUUCCCCGCCAUGCUCGGUCCGCAGCCUGCCCUGGAAGAUCAUGGUCAUGCCUCGGACAAGCUCGGCACAGGACCGCUCCCCACAGAGGUGCCUUGGGUUCUUCCUGCAGUGCAACGGGCAGUCACAAUCCACAUCUUGGUCCUGUAACGCUGUGGCUGACCUGCGGCUGCUCUCGGUCAAGGAGGGGCAGGAGCCUUUCACCAGGAAGAUCCAGCACCUCUUCUUCAGCAAGGAAAACGAUUGGGGCUUUUCAAACUUCAUGGCUUGGAAUGAUGUUCUUGACCCAGAGAAGGGCUACAUUAAGGAUGACGCCAUUACCCUGGAGGUCUGGGUUGCAGCAGAUGCCCCGCACGGAGUCUCCUGGGACAGCAAAAGGCACACUGGUUAUGUUGGCCUCAAGAACCAGGGAGCUACUUGCUACAUGAACUCACUCCUGCAAGUCCUGUACUUCACAACGCAGCUCAGAAUGGCCGUGUACAAGAUGCCCACGGAGAGUGACGACAGCACGAAGAGUGUGGCGUUGGCACUGCAGAGGGUUUUCCACGAGCUGCAGACGAGCGACCGGCCAGUGGGCACGAAGAAGCUUACCAAGUCCUUCGGCUGGGAGACCCUGGACUCCUUCAUGCAACACGAUGCGCAGGAGUUCCUCAGGGUGCUGCUGGACAAACUGGAGACCAAGAUGAAGGGAACCUGCGUGGAGGGCGUCAUACCAAGGCUGUUUGAGGGCAAGACUGUGUCGUACUUCAAAUGCAAGCACGUUGACUACACCUCCUCCAGAACCGAGACUUUCUACGACAUCCAACUGAAUAUCAAGGGCAAGAAGGAUAUUUAUGAGUCGUUCAAGGACUACAUCAGCGUGGAGACUUUAGACGGCGACAACAAGUACGACGCGGGUGAACACGGCUUGCAGGAGGCGGAGAAGGGCGUCAUCUUCCAGAGCUUUCCCCCCGUCCUGCAUCUACACCUCAUGCGCUUCCAGUACGAUCCCAUCACGGACUCCAAUGUAAAGAUUAACGACAGGUAUGAGUUCCCGGAGAAGCUCAAUAUGGACCAGUUUCUUCAGAAGCCCGAGGCCACCCCCGCCACCUACAUCCUCCACGCUGUCCUCGUCCACUCCGGCGACAACCACGGUGGACAUUACGUCGUGUUCAUCAACCCAAAAGGCGACGGACGGUGGUGUAAGUUCGACGACGACGUGGUGUCCCGCUGCUCGAAGAUGGAGGCAAUCCACUACAACUUCGGCGGACACGAGGAUGACCUGAGUCUCACCGUCAAGCACUGUACAAACGCCUACAUGCUGGUUUACAUCCGGGAGUCAUCGCUGCGUACCAUCCUGCAGCCGGUCACAGAAAAGGACAUCCCGCAGGAGUUGAUCGACCGCCUGCACGAGGAGAAGCGUGUGGAGUUGAUUCGGCGGAAGGAACGGACGGAGGCGCAUUUGUAUAUGAGUGUGCAGGUCAUUCUGGAGGACGCAUUCUUGGGCCACCAGGGGAAUGACCUCUAUGACCCUGACAAAGCGCGUUACCACAUGUUCCGGGUCAAGAAGAAUGCCACACUGCAGGACUUCAUGGAGCAGGUCGCUGAGAGCCUUAAAUACCCCAUAGAGCAGAUCAGACCGUGGCCUUUCAACCUGAGGACCAACAAGACCAACAGACCCACUCUUCUGGACCUCAACACUGAACUACACAAGCCCAUCGUGGAUAUCAGCGAGAACAUCAACCCCUGGACGGUGUUUAUAGAGACGGUGCCACCAGACUCAGGCCUCAAAAUGCUCACCUCAUUCGACAAGGACUCGGAUGUUCUCCUCUUCUUCAAAUACUACGACCCCAGACUCAAGCGCCUUCACUAUUGCGGACACCACUACAUGAAUAUAUGUUUCAACGUCCAGGAGGAGUUGGUGCCCCUCCUCAACGAGCGCGCCGGGCUGCCACAGGGUACAGAGCUGGUCUUGUAUGAGGAGAUCAUGCCCAACCAAGCCGAACGCCUCGCCGACCUGGACCGCCCGCUGGAGAAGGUCCUGGAUGAGUUGAUGGACGGCGACAUCAUAGUGUUCCAGCGCGAGGACCUCCACGACGAUCACAGCCUGGCCCGGCCGCCUAGGAGACUACUACUUUGGGGUGGGAGGUACAGGGUGAGGGUUACUUUCUGUGAUAAGAUGGUCCCUAAUGAUCCCGGGUUCACCAUGGAGUUAUCCCAGCAAAUGAAUUACGACCAGGUGUCCCGAGAGGUGGCCCAGCGCCUUGACACCGACCCCUACCUGCUGCAGUUCUUCAAGGCGCUCAGCCAUCGUGACGGGGUGGGCAACGCUGUGAGAUGUACCUUCGAUGGCAGCCUGAAGGACAUGCUGGUGAUCGCUAAGCCGCGUCACCCUAAGAAGAUUUACUACCAGCAGCUCAGCAUCAGGAUCAAUGAGCUGGAGAACAAGAGGCAGUUUAAGUGCAUGUGGCUGGGCGAGAGGAUGAAGGAGGAGGUGGAGCUGGUGCUGUACCCCAACAAGAAUGGCACAGUGGCGGACCUGCUCAAUGAAGUACAGAAGCAGGUCACCCUCUCGGAGAAUGGCGCCAGCAAACUAAGGCUGGAGGAGAUCUCAUCGUACAGAAUACUUGGCACAUUACCGGAGUCCACCAGCCUGGAGCGCAUCACCACGGGGGCCACCAAGACCUUCAGAGUGGAGGAGAUACCCAGCGAGGAGAUUCCGGAGGGGGAGGACGAGAUGCUGGUGCCUGUCGCCCACUUCUACAAGGAAACGUACUCCACCUUCGGCAUGCCCUUCUUGUUCAAGGUGAAGCAAGGGGAGCCGUUCUCUGCCAUCAAGGAGAGGCUGCAGAAGAGGCUGGAGGUGCCGGACAAGGAGUUUGAGAAGUAUCGGUUCGCCAUCGUCUCCAUGUCAAGACAGACUUUCCUCUCCGACGAUGACGUAAUCAACCUCCAGGACUUCAAACCACACCCCAACCAAGUUGCGUCGCUGGUUAAGCCGUGGCUGGGGCUGGAGCAUCUCAACAAGGGUCCCAAGCGGUCCCGUUACACCUAUCUGGAGAAGGCCAUCAAGAUAUACAACUGAGGGCCAUGUGUACUGUCAAGCCACACCCGACACACACCCGCAGAAGCAUAGACCCGACAGAGGAUAGACCGGGAAGUUGUACCUGGUUCAUGCCUGUCACACACCUGCAAGUCACCUGAGAGAGAGCGUGCGAUGUAGAGGGCGAUUGAACACACCUGACACCUUACACCCGAGAAUGUUGUACCUGGUUCACACGCCCGUCACACACCCGGUAGCGAGCUCACGUGACGGAAUGCUAGACGUAAUGCAAGAUACACCUGUCCGAGAGAUGUUAAGAAGGGCAACCGUAUAUACCUGACUUAGAAUACACUUUGCGAUGCACA
This is a messenger RNA of Eriocheir sinensis (Chinese mitten crab), 4195 nucleotides long. It is a transcript of the gene Usp7, whose product is annotated as ubiquitin carboxyl-terminal hydrolase 7-like. The coding region runs from base 435 to 3872 and encodes 1145 amino acids. The transcript is spliced from 23 exons. NCBI's taxonomy places the organism in Eukaryota, Metazoa, Arthropoda, Malacostraca, Decapoda, Varunidae. Gene Ontology annotation, molecular function: cysteine-type endopeptidase activity; cysteine-type deubiquitinase activity; protein binding. The record is from RefSeq and is a predicted model, not a curated record. Gene Ontology annotation, cellular component: nucleus; cytosol. Gene Ontology annotation, biological process: protein deubiquitination; regulation of protein stability.